Molecule: messenger RNA, 705 nt
Organism: Alternaria incomplexa
Lineage: Eukaryota; Fungi; Ascomycota; Dothideomycetes; Pleosporales; Pleosporaceae
Exons: 3
Coding region: 1-705 (234 amino acids)
Source: RefSeq, a predicted model, not a curated record
AUGACUUCUUCCAAGUUCUCAUCUAACAGACCGAUACCUGCGAUCACUCUUCAAUUGGCUACCGACGAUCAGAGCGCACAGUACAGUCAAGCGCUACCUCAUGGCGGUUUCGAGGAGCUCAAAGAAGCGGCAAACGAAGACAGGGACCUCAAAAUACGUAUCCGGAAAUUACGCGUCAUAUCGCGCACCCUCGCUCUCUUCAUCUCUAUCGCAGUUCUCGUCCUCACGGCCCUUACACUGCACAAGUUCCUCAGCACACGCAGUAUCCACCGCGUUGUCCGACUACCCAGUGGCGAGAACAUCUUACGCACGCCCUGGGCGAAGAAUACACGGGCAUGGCCAACGUACAUGUACUUUGGCGUCGCGGCCGUCUCCGUACUGCUCAACUUCGCAACGAUCUUUUCGUACAAGUGUGGUAUCGAACAGGCUAAUGUAGCCGCUGUUGUCACGAGUACCUUUAGCUGGGUCAAUAUGCUGGGGAACUUCAUUGUGUGGUGUGUAGCCGCUACUGUGUAUCGCACCGAGAAAGAUAAAAAUGGAAAGAGCGAUGAUCUUUGGGGCUGGACGUGUAGUUCUGGUGCGAGGGCAAUCCAAAAAGAGUUCGUGGGCGACAUUAACUUUAGCAGCUAUUGUAAUGUGCAGGAGGAGGAAGACGAAGAAGGCGGUGGAGCAGAGGCUGAAAAUGCAUGGCCUCGAGCCGAGUAG